Culex pipiens pallens (northern house mosquito) is the source of this 2999-nucleotide messenger RNA. RefSeq names its product protein-glucosylgalactosylhydroxylysine glucosidase-like. Gene Ontology annotation, biological process: carbohydrate metabolic process. Lineage: Eukaryota; Metazoa; Arthropoda; Insecta; Diptera; Culicidae. The transcript is spliced from 8 exons. The coding region runs from base 578 to 2884 and encodes 768 amino acids. The record is from RefSeq and is a predicted model, not a curated record. Gene Ontology annotation, molecular function: catalytic activity.
CUCUAGUCUCUACAGCAGUCUACUUUCGUUAGUCGAAGCUUCUAAACGUAUCGCGUGAUGGAAAGUGUCGCCCGGAGCAUUCUGUCAGCAAAAUAGAAAAUAUAAAUAAAUUGCCGUGAUGCUCUAAUAGUCAAUUAUGCAAAGUAGAACAGUUUGAGCGAAGAGACCCAGCACUGGGAAUCAUAGUGAGAUCUCUUUUGAAUGAGUUGUCUACCUUAAAGUUGAACCUUUCAAGACUCCAAGUGUCCCCUAGGAGAGAGUAACACAUCAUUCGAUGGCAGCUUUUCAGCGCAAAAAAAAACUCCACGAACUUUCCGUCGUGUCAAGUCUGACGAUUUAGGCAGUGUGCCCUUAAAGUGCUGGUGGCGAUUCUCAUGGUUUUGGAUUGGGAUCUUCCCUCGAAACCCCUGGGAGUCAUAAACGAGGAAGCCAAAACGGGGUCACUUCUGGGGAAUCGUCAACAACAACCGGUAGUGCUUGUGGAGCUGGCUGGACAUUGGUAGCAACGAUAAUUUGCUUAGCUCAGCCUCUAACUAACCACUAUAUAUACUGGACUGGCAAAGGGCCCAGAAACGCGAUGUCACAAAGUUCACCAACAACAACGUCGUCGUCGUCCUUCACGCAGGAUGAUGCCUCCAACGAGCCGUGGCUGCCAACGCUGGCCAACGGUCAUCUCGGGUUCACCGUGUUCGGCGACGCCGUCUACGUGAACGGCCUGUACAACGGCCAGCUCGGGCUGAGUCACCGGGCCCGGAUCGCCAACGUGGCCAACCUUCGGAUCGACGCCGGUGGGAACCCUCGACCCCCGACGCUCGUCGGCCAGUCACGGAUGGACUUUGCGAGGGGCACGUUUUUCGUCGAUUACCGCGGCCCUAAUAAUAGCUACAGGGUAACUCAGGCGAUCUAUCCCCAUCAAUUGUACAAUCGUGCCAUCGUCAAUCAAUUCCGGAUCGAGCGGCUCCGGGCGGAAGGCGAUAUUCACCUGAGCAUAACUCAAGCCAGCACCUCACCCACCAGCGAAGACAUCGUGUUCAACUCCACGGCGGAGUCAGUCAUCUUCAUCAGCCGUGGCGCGGAACGGCCAUCGUCCUCUGGAGUCGUCGUCGUCGCCGCUACCAAGGAUGAAUAUUCAACAGCAGCAGAAGAAGCGUUCCAAGUGCACCAGGCCUGUGGCAGCACCCGGGAACCGGAGGAUCCAUCAGGCCGGAGCCAACCGCGACAGGUCUGUGUCUUAUGGAAUCAUGUUCCAGAACGGCUCACACUGAAACGGUCCGAGCGCACGGUGUCGUACAAAUUUAUAAUGACGGCCGAUGAAAGUGCCAGCCGAGCUCGCCGUGAUCUGGAGCGAGCACUGCGCAUCACUGACGACGAUGAACUGCUGCGCUGCCACACGGACAUUUGGGCCAGCUUCUGGAACAGGUUCGACAUCCAGCUGGAAGGUGAUCCCGACCUGGAGCAAACCGUUCGAGCCAGCCUGUUCUACCUGAUUAGUAACUUUCCGUUGGGCACCAACGGUACCGAUGACGAGCCAUUUCAAUUCGGUGGUCUCAGCCCAACGGGACUCGGCCGCGGCGGCUCCGAUCUGGACGACUACGAGGGACAUUCGUUCUGGGACACGGAAAUUUGGAUGUUCCCGGUGGUGAAUCUUGUGGAGGCGCGGUUCGCCGAGAUGGCGAUCGACUAUCGGUUCCGGAGGAUGGAUGCCGCGAGGGAGUAUGCACGAACUGGGGGAUAUCAGGGAGUUAGGUACCCCUGGGAAAGUGCAUCAACGGGCAUCGAGGUGACCCAACCCGACUACAUGGACUCGGUGGCCGCCUUUCAGCAACACAUCACCGGUGACAUUAGCUUCGCGUUGCGGCAACAUCUGGCCACCACGCAAAACCUCGACUGGUUGCGCACCCGCGGAUGUCCUCUAGCGCAAGAGAUUGCCCAAUUUUGGGCCAGCCGGCUCUCGUUGGAUCCCGUUACAGGGCUGUACGAUAUCAAGGCUGUGAUGGGACCGGAUGAAGAUCAUAAAAAUGUUACCAACAACGCGUACACCAACGUGAUCGCCGGCUAUGCGCUGUAUUUUGGCGACUUGACGAAAUGCCUGGUGAGCAGCUGUGACCAAGACCGGGACAAAGCCGCCCCACCGACCGAGGGCGGAAACUGGAGUGACCUGGCGUCGCGAAUAAAGCUGCUUUACGACGCCGAAAAUGACUACCAUCCGCAGUUCGAGGGCUAUCGGCGGGACACCGUUAUCAAGCAGGCCGAUACGGUGCUACUGGGCUAUCCGUUGCAAUAUCCGGGCCUGACGACGACCGCCAGGAGCAAUGAUUUGCGCUUUUACGAGGCAGUUACGCGGUCCAGCGGACCGGCCAUGACCUGGGCCAUUCACGCAGUUAACCAUUUGGACCUGGGAGAGGAGCGGGAGGCAGCGCGGAGGUUCGAGCAAAGCUACCGCGACUAUGUCCGGGGACCGUACCGGGUUUGGAGCGAGGUUGGUCCCGGGCAGUCGGGAGCAAGGAAUUUCAUCACCGGAGCCGGAGGAUUUCUGCAGGCCGUCAUCAACGGGUAUGGCGGAGUGCGGGUUUUCUUGGAUCAUUUGGAGAUUCGAAAUUCCAGACUUCCUCCGGGUUCCGCAACUUCUUUCAAAAUCAAAGGCCUUCAAUAUCUGGGUGCCAGACUGACACUAACGGUAACGACUUCUUCAACCAAGUUAUCAGUUGAGCAAAUCUGUCAGAAUAUGACAAUCCAGAUUGGAAACGGUUUACCGACCCUGAUAGUGGAACGUGAAGUAUAUGAUAUUACCGGUGUACUAGCAAUAAUCAAGGCAAACGAAAGUAUUUUCGAGAAAUGCCCAGAGCAAGAUGAAACUCUUACAACGGUGAACGUAAACGUUUAAAACACUCUCAAAAAACAAAUCUGAAGAAUUCUAAACGACAAUUAACUUUUGUUUAAAAUAAGGCUGAUACAGGUAUUUGUCAAAGCUCAAAAUUUUAAACCUAGAGCCCGGGAGG